This is a messenger RNA of Myxocyprinus asiaticus (Chinese sucker), 657 nucleotides long. It is a transcript of the gene coxfa4l3, whose product is annotated as chromosome 26 C15orf48 homolog. The coding region runs from base 115 to 375 and encodes 86 amino acids. The transcript is spliced from 5 exons. Lineage: Eukaryota; Metazoa; Chordata; Actinopteri; Cypriniformes; Catostomidae. The record is from RefSeq and is a predicted model, not a curated record.
CGCCUGUGUGUACGUGCCAAUAAACGCGUUUCGGUGUGUUAUAUGCGCGCACAGUCGAAUGAUGCUGCAUCUUCAACUCAGCUUCAUCACAGGAAAGCUCAUAGCAGCUGAAAGAUGUCUGGUGGAUUUCUACAAAUGCUUAAGAAGAGGAAGGAGUUGAUUCCUUUGAUUGGGUUUGUUGGUUGUGCUGCAUUUGGAGCAGCAACAGCCUCAAUUUACUUUUUAUUCACCAAACCUGAUGUCAUUUUAAACAAGACCAGAAACCCAGAGCCCUGGGAGAGGCUCGACCCGUCAAAACCACAGAAGCUUAUAACUAUUAACCAGGAGUGGAAACCAGUGGAGGAACUUGAGCUAGUGAAAAAACUGACAAAAUGACACCAUCUCUUCCUCUGAAUGUUCAUGCUGAUUAAAUCAGGGUCUCAGUUCUUUUAUGAAAGAACUAUCAAACUGAAUAUAUCUGUGAAUGUAUCCAUGUAUUUUUGCAUAUAGUUUCUACACUGUUAAAGAACAGCUAAUGAGUGUCGCACUGAUAACCUGUAUUGUUGCUGUUACUGUCAAAAUCAACUGUCCUGUUGUUACUGAAAUCACCUGUUCACUGGACUAAGACCUGCAAAUUCAUAAAACAAAAGGUGUUUAAUAAAAAUUAAAUUGUGUUGA